Haemonchus placei is the source of this 819-nucleotide messenger RNA. The record is from the annotation of a GenBank genome assembly. Lineage: Eukaryota; Metazoa; Nematoda; Chromadorea; Rhabditida; Trichostrongylidae.
AUGAUGGAUCUUCAGCAUGGCCUUGCAUUCGCAGGCCGCUGUGUUGUUGAUGCUAGUACCGACUAUGCGGUCUCUGCUGGAUCAAAGUUAGUCAUUAUCACGGCCGGAGCACGUCAAAAAGAAGGCGAAUCGAGACUGUCGUUGGUGCAGAGAAAUGUUGAAAUUUUCAAAGGAAUCAUUCCGAAAAUCGUACAGAAUUCACCGGACACUCUUAUUCUAGUAGUGGCUAACCCAGUUGACGUGCUCACAUACGUUGCAUGGAAGCUGUCCGGUCUUCCGAGAGAGCGUGUUUUCGGAUCUGGCACAAACCUUGACUCGGCAAGAUUCCGUUUCUUGUUGUCCGAGAAGCUCAAAAUCGCUCCUUCCUCCUGCCAUGGAUGGAUUAUUGGAGAACAUGGCGAUUCUAGUGUGGCUGUGUGGUCUGGCGUGAACAUUGCUGGUGUUUCACUUGCUCAGGUUGCUCAAGCUGUUGGUGCCCCUAAAGGUAGGGAACAAUGGCAGAUAGAUCUUCAUAAGAAAGUCGUUGGCAGUGCCUAUGAAAUCAUAAAGUUGAAAGGAUAUACAUCCUGGGCAAUUGGACUUUCCGUUGCUCGAAUUGCUCAGGGAGUUUUGAGCAACUCCAGGAACGUCUUUGCUCUUUCCAUCAAUGUCAAGGGUCUUCACGGUAUAACCGACGACGUCUAUCUAUCACUUCCAUGCGUUGUUGGAACAAACGGCGUCACCCACAUAAUCAAACAGAAUCUCAAUGAGGAAGAGAUUGCACAGCUCCACAAAAGUUGGAAGACUCUAUUCGAAGUGCAGAGCCAAAUUAAGCUGUAA